AUGAAUCAAUAGUUUUAGCAGAACUGUCAAUUUUAUUGUAGGUAAUACGAUUUCUUCACAGAAUCGGAUGAUCAUUUAGAUAAGAGAAGAGCCAAACCAAUCUAAUCAUUUGCUGAUUAUGUUCAUGCACUUAAAGAGCCUAGAUAAACAAAGAUUCGUAGAUAGCAUACUGAAAUAAAAUAAAAAUCUCCAACACUUCCCAAGCUUGAACCUGUGAUUCCAGAACUUCAAAAGAUGAAAGAACAUUUUGUUUUGAGUAUGACCAAAAAUAUAGUUCCUUAACAAUGUCCAUGGAAUCAUCCAACGAGUCCAAGAUGUAAGGUUCAUAUGCCAUUGUCUAUAACACGUAAGUCAGUGAAUUGUCAAAAGUAAAUUAAAUUGUCUCCAAUCACAUCUAAGAGUGCUUUUUGUAUAAGAUUGCCUUAAGAGGAAGAUGAUGGUAUCUUUUUGACCAAGAUAGGAGGAGAAGAGACUAUAAGAGGAAUAGCUAGACUAUUUCAUCAGUAUUCACAAAACCAUCCAAUAAUUUAAAGUAAUCAAUCAAAUAAUGUAUUAAGAAAUUGAUGAUCCUUAAAUGUAUGAAUUGAAAUUUGCUACAUUCUUAGAGUAUAUAAUGGGUAAACCUGUGUUCUUUAACAUUGAAGCUCUAAAAUAAAAGCAUAUUCCUAUGCAAAUCACUAAUGAAUAAUACAACCAGUUUAAGAGUUAUUUAAUAGUAAUUAAUAAAUUUAAAUUUUAAGAGCAGUUUCAUUAAAUGCAAUAAAGGUCCACCUGAAUUGAUAUUUGAAUUCAGUGCUUUAAUAGAAUAAUAUAAAUAUUGUAUUAUCACAACUGAAUAAACUUUUGCUUAAAUAUUCAAUAAAAAAACAGAGAAUAACACUGAAGAAACACCAGAAUCAAUAGUAAAUUUAGCAGAUUAAACAUAUUAAAAGAUACAAGAAGAUCAAACUCUUUGUGAAUAUUUCAUUGGAAUUCGAAUGGAUGAAUAAGCUAAAAAAUUAGGUAGAAUAGUACAUCAAAUGAUGGGAUGGGAUUGUAGUGUUGAUUAUGUAUUGAAUUACUUAAGGAAAUCACAUUAAAAUAUGAAUUUAACAAAUGUACACUUUACAUUGUUCAAAUCUUACCUUGUGGAAUCUAUGAAAGAUAUAGGAUUGAAAGAAGAUUAAAUAGAAUUGAUAACUUAAAGAAUGGAUGGAUAUAGAAGUUGUAUAGUAAAUUAAGAUUGUUUACUUGACUUUUAUUUUUAAUCAUCCACUCUUUUCAAAGUUUAAGUUAAGAAAUAUGAAUUACUUCUUUAAAAAGAUCCAAGAUUUCGUAAUUUUCCUAAUAUCCCAGCAUUAUUAAGACAUGCUCAUUUCCUUUUAAAAUAUAUAACUCAUUAACAUCAACCAUUAUUAACUAAGACUGAUCUCAAGACCUUACAUAAACACUGUAUUAUAUAACAUGAAUGGAUUGAUGCUUUCAGAGACAAUUUCUUUCAUCUAAUUAAAAGCUAUACUCUAGAUAGACUAAUAUUAUAGGAUUAUGCAGAUACAUGGUUUCAACUUAGAUAUACUAUAAUUAAUUAAUGUACAAUUGAAAGUGUAGUUGGUUAAAGUGUCAUUGAUUCAGUAUAAUUCAAAAUCUAAAUAAAUCUUCAAGAUAAUGAAGUUUAUAGUGAUCAUUUUAGAAAUGCAGAUUAUCAAAUCAAGUCUCAUAUAAAGAAAAUAAUUGCUUUCAUUUUUAAGAAUUCUUAAAUCUAUAAAUCUAAUGAUUUAAGGGUUAUACAUUAUCCACUUAAAAUAACAGAAUAAACUUUUAAUUUAUUUGUUUAAUUAAUCAAAUAAGUUAUGCAAGAAGAAAAAGUGCCUGCUAAUCUAAUUCUUCUUGCAGAUUAGAUUUGUCAAUAUUAUAGAAAUAGCAUUUGCAAUCUGUGA
Messenger RNA from Paramecium pentaurelia, 1916 nucleotides. Lineage: Eukaryota; Ciliophora; Oligohymenophorea; Peniculida; Parameciidae. The record is from the annotation of a GenBank genome assembly.